AUGUCUAACAGACCCUCUCGUCGUCGUGAUGAUGAUAACCACAAAGCCGAUAGGCAGCAGCUGGCUCGGGCUGAGCAGGUUGAUCCCUUCGGUGUCGGCACGAUUGAUAGGAUGUUCCGCGAACACGAACAGGCAAUGGACAACAUGAUGGAGGGAAUAGAAAGAGACAUGUCUCUUGCCACUCAAGCCGCCGCCGGUGAUGACCUCAUCGGAGGAAUGCUCCCUACAGGUCAGCAUCCACAACAAGGGCAGUACUCGAGUCAGGUCUAUGUGUCCUCUAGUCGUCGUGGCCCCGAUGGCAAGACCGUCACGGAGCAGUAUCAAAGCUCGACUGUGGGAGAUGCCGAUAGGAAGCUACGAGAGCAGCAGGAGUUGUAUGCCAACUCGGGUACUGGUAUUGAUAAGAUGGCCUUGGAGAGGACCAUGGGCGAACAAGGCCGCAGAGUCGUCCGUAGCCGUAACCGCAACACUGGUGACCAAAACACCCAAGACAUGCUCAAGGGUGGGCUCACUGAAGAGAACGCUGCCGAGUUCGACCAACGUUGGCAAGAGGAUGCCGUGCCUCACCUGCCUCCUCAUGGAGCACCUGGGAUGCCUGCCUUGGGUGGUGCUCAUUAUAGCGGCAUCGAAGAUGCUGGUGAUAGGCAGUCAAGGAGAAGAAGCCACGAGCAGCGACAGCUGACUGGCAUCUAA
Molecule: messenger RNA, 693 nt
Organism: Perkinsus marinus ATCC 50983
Lineage: Eukaryota; Perkinsozoa; Perkinsida; Perkinsidae
Product: Myeloid leukemia factor, putative
Exons: 4
Coding region: 1-693 (230 amino acids)
Source: RefSeq, a predicted model, not a curated record